Diaporthe citri is the source of this 2823-nucleotide messenger RNA. RefSeq lists its product as uncharacterized. The coding region runs from base 1 to 2823 and encodes 940 amino acids. Gene Ontology annotation, cellular component: cytosol. The record is from RefSeq and is a predicted model, not a curated record. NCBI's taxonomy places the organism in Eukaryota, Fungi, Ascomycota, Sordariomycetes, Diaporthales, Diaporthaceae. Gene Ontology annotation, biological process: tetrahydrofolate interconversion. Gene Ontology annotation, molecular function: ATP binding; formate-tetrahydrofolate ligase activity; methenyltetrahydrofolate cyclohydrolase activity. The transcript has 5 exons.
AUGACCGCCCAGAAGAUCGAUGGCACUGCCAUCGCGAAGAGUAUCCGGGCAAGGUUGCAUUCCGAGAUCCAAGAGAGGAAGAAGGCAAACCCGAAGUACAUCCCUUCGUUGAAUAUCAUCCAGGUGGGUGACCGGACUGAUUCUUCCACAUAUGUCCGCAUGAAGCUCAAGGCGGCCGAGGAGGCCGGCAUCUCAUGUGAACUCAUCCAUCUGCCUACCGACAUCACGGAGGCAGAGCUCCUCCAAGAGAUCUACAAGCUGAACAACGACACUUCCGUCCAUGGAAUCCUGGUCCAGCUUCCAGUCCCAGAUCAUAUAUCUGAGUAUGCCAUCACCGCGGCAGUCAUUGCCGAGAAAGAUGUCGAUGGCUUCGGCCCUGAGAACAUCGGUGAGCUCGCAAAGCGGACUGGCCACCCUCUCUUCACCCCAUGCACUCCCAAGGGUGUCAUGGUCCUGUUGCGAGAGUCUGGAGUCGACCUCAAGGGCAAGAAUGCCGUCGUCGUGGGCCGAAGUGACAUAGUCGGUGCCCCGGUCAGCUAUCUUCUCAGACAUGCUGACGCCACCGUCACGGUCUGCCACUCCAAGAGCACAGACCUGGAGGCUCAUCUCAAACAAGCUGAUGUCGUCGUCGCCGCUCUUGGGCAACCAGCCUUCAUUAAGGGAUCUUCGCUGAAGCCUGGUGUGGUUGUCAUCGACGUUGGAACAAACUAUAUUCCUGACUCCACCAAGAAGUCUGGCCAGCGUCUCACCGGCGAUGUUGAAUUCGAGUCAGCAUCCGAGGUGGCCUCCUUCAUCACGCCCGUGCCAGGUGGUGUAGGCCCUAUGACUGUAGCAAUGCUGCUGGAAAACGUUGUUGAUUCUUGCACGCACUAUUUCGAGAAACAGAAAAACAGGAAGAUUGUGGCCCUGCCAUUGAAGCUGAAGGAGCCUGUCCCGUCGGACAUCGCAGUGUCCCGAGCCCAGACCCCGAAGCAGAUCACCCGCGUGGCUGGCGAGAUUGGAAUCGCUCCAGGAGAGCUUGAGCCUUAUGGUGCACACAAGGCCAAGGUUGACCUGUCCCUGCUCAAACGUCUGGACCAUCGCCGAAAUGGCAAGUACGUGGUUGUCACUGGCAUCACACCAACGCCCCUCGGCGAGGGCAAGUCGACCACGACUAUGGGCCUUGCGCAGGCUCUUGGUGCUCACGUCGGCAGACUGACAUUCGCCAACGUACGCCAGCCCAGUCAGGGCCCAACGUUUGGAAUCAAGGGUGGUGCCGCUGGCGGCGGUUACAGCCAAGUCAUUCCCAUGGAUGAGUUCAACAUGCAUCUUACCGGAGAUAUCCACGCCAUUACGGCAGCAAACAACCUCUUGGCCGCUGCCAUCGAGACUCGUAUUUUCCACGAGAACACCCAGAAGGAUGGCCCUCUGUAUAAGCGUCUCGUGCCGGCAAAGAACGGAAAGCGAGUAUUCGCUCCUGUCAUGUUCCGCCGGUUGAAGAAGCUCGGCAUCGACAAGACCAAUCCCGACGACCUCACCGAGGAUGAAAUCCACAGAUUCGCGCGAUUGGACAUUGAUCCAGAGACAAUCACCUGGCGACGUGUACUCGAUGUGAACGACCGUCACUUGCGAGGCAUCACCGUGGGAACGGCGCCAACUGAAAAGGGCCAGACUCGUGAGACGGGCUUUGAUAUUUCCGUGGCCAGUGAGUGUAUGGCCAUCCUGGCCCUCAGCACCGACCUCCAGGAUAUGCGGGAGAGACUUGGUCGCAUGGUCGUUGCCACAUCAAGAGGUGGAGAUCCAGUGACUUGCGACGACAUUGGUGCCGGUGGAGCUCUGACUGCCUUGAUGAAGGACGCCAUCAAGCCCAACCUUAUGCAGUCGCUGGAAGGGACGCCAGUCUUCGUCCAUGCGGGCCCCUUCGCCAACAUCAGCAUCGGAAACAGCUCCAUUCUCGCCGACAAGAUGGCGCUCAAGCUAGUGGGCACAGAGCCUGACGAGGAGCACGAGGCCAAGGCCGGCUUUGUUGUCACCGAAGCCGGAUUCGACUUCACCAUGGGCGGCGAGCGGUUCUUCAACAUCAAGUGCCGAACUUCCGGCCUCGUGCCCGACGUCGUCGUCGUGGUCGCCACUGUCCGUGCCCUGAAGGUCCACGGCGGUGGCCCACCGAUCUCCCCAGGAGCAGCUCUGCCACAGGUAUACAAGGAAGAGAACGUCGAGGUCCUGCGCAAGGGCUGUGUCAAUCUCAAGAAGCACAUCGAGAAUGCCCGUGCGUACGGCGUCCCUGUAGUUGUUGCCAUCAACAAGUUCGUCACCGACACGGACGCGGAGGUCGCUGUCAUCCGAGAGGAGGCCAUCGCGGCCGGUGCGGAGGACGCGAUUCUGUCUAACCACUGGGCUGAGGGUGGCAAGGGUGCCAUCAAGCUCGCUGACGGUGUCAUUGCUGCGUCUCAGAAGCCAAAGGACUAUAAGCUGCUGUAUGAGGUCGAGGGCAACACUGUCCAGGAGCGCAUCGAAGCUAUCGCCAAGAAGAUGUACGGUGCGGACGCGGUCGAGUUCAGUGAGCUUGCGCAGAAGAAGGUCGACACGUACACGAGGCAGGGCUUUGGCAACCUGCCCAUCUGCGUAGCAAAGACGCAGUACUCGCUCUCGCAUGACCCAGAGUUGAAGGGUGCUCCGACCGGUUUCACUGUGCCUAUCCGGGAUGUUAGAAUGGCAGCUGGCGCCGGGUACCUUUAUGCCCUUGCUGCUGACAUCCAGACCAUUCCUGGCCUGCCGACCGCACCGGGUUAUCUCAACGUCGACGUCGACGCCGAGACGGGCGAGAUCGACGGUCUGUUCUAG